Messenger RNA from Linum trigynum, 4973 nucleotides. Lineage: Eukaryota; Viridiplantae; Streptophyta; Magnoliopsida; Malpighiales; Linaceae. The record is from the annotation of a GenBank genome assembly.
CGCAAGAAAAGCACUUCGAGUUCUUGAUUCAUCGCCAGAUAUGGCUUAGAACCAGAAGCAAGAUGAGGAAGCGGAGCUCUAGUAUAAGCGCUAUCUUCCGCCGCCCGACUAAAAUACAAGAGUCACGACCUACUUUGAUUCAAAAAGGCGAAGGCUUUGACAAGAAACAAACAGCUUCCAAACUCAUCACGGCUCCCUGGCGUCGGACAGAACCGGUCGCAUGACCAAAACCGGAGACUUAGCUUCCCUUUAUGCCAUAGCUGCACAAUAGGAGAGAAACCAAGGAGUUGUCGCUCAGUAGUUAACCUUGUCGUUACGUCCGCUUUGAGUGAAAGGGUGGCAUCCUGAGCAAGGAAGGGUCCUCUUGGAAAUGCGAUGCUCUAACCUCUGAGCUAAGCGGGCUCACAUAAGAGCAAUUGUAUAUGCGGAGAAAUAGUAAUUUCCUAAAUUCCGAGAAUCUUCGCUAUUAACUUUUCAUCCUUUUGUUAUUCAUAAUUAAUAUGAAUAUAGAAAAAAAAAUUCAACCGUUCGAAAAUAAGGAUUGGAUGUUGUUAAGCUAUCUCAUCUGUCAAUUAUUUUCUUAAAAACCUAUGAUAAAAGAAAAUUUUCUCAUUGUUCUUGAUAUUCGUUCUUUUCCAUCACUUUGGCAUGGAUAAAAAAAAUAUUGUGACAUUUCCUUUCUUACAGCAUUUUCUAAUUCAUUUUUUUUUAUAUACCGAAAUGGGCUAUUCCAGCGAUUAGAGUCGAAAAGAAUAGUUACGGGGGGUUCUUCAAACCAGAAUAAAUUUUUUUUUUAUCUACCAAUAUUUCGAAUUUCGAUUCUUCUUGAUUCCCCUCUAGAAAGUGAUAAUGGAACUCAUCCUUAGUUUUUUUCUUUAUAUUCAUUUGAAUCUCUUCUAUUUCAGCAGUUUCGUCGGGGUCCUCUCUUUCUUCGGAAAAAAGGGAGAGUCCCCCUCCUCUUCCUCUUUAGUUUCCCUCGUUUUGUACUUUGGUUCUAUUUUGAUGUCUUCUUCUUCCUCCCUUUGUUCCAUUUCUGGAGUGAGUGGCUUGAUAGCUCUCCAUGCUCCUUUCUUUGGGAACUUGCUUCUACAUUGCUUGCCAAUCAUGCAGGUUCCACAUACUUCCAGCUCCCCAGUGAGUUUUGGAAUCCCUGAACCAACUUUCCUCGUUGCAAUUGAAGUAGUCCAGGUUUGCUCAAAUGACCAAACCUUCUGUGCCAUAGGUUUAGUAUGUCAUUGUAUGGGGUAUCAGUGUGCAGACAAUGACUACUUUCUUCUGUGAGAUUCCUAGCUUGCAAAACAAACAUUCGAUUAGACUUCAUGGAUGUUUGAAGCAGCAAACCAUGCCUCUCAUGAUAGAUUCUGCAGCCAUUUUUUUUUAAUAUUCGCCAUGAUAUAUCUGAUCCACGCAUAAUAUCAUGAAAAAUGGAUACAAAUAUUUGACUGCUACUUAGUAUCGGUAAUAGGUCUGAAAAGGUAUCUAAAAAUAUCAAAUUUAGAUAUGUGUACCCUAUCGAGAGGUUGGCACAUUUCGUUGGGCGUGGAGAAGCAUUGGGAAGCCCAAUUUAUUUCUUCGGAGAACUUUCUUUUCCCGUUCCCUUGCUAACAAAGAACAAAAAAUGGGUAUUUCAAUUUCGGCUAUGUUUGAUUUUUUUAUUAUUUAUUAAUUUACUUACAAAAUAAAAACAAAAAAUAGAUAAGAAGAUAAGAGUCGAUGAAUCUGAAACAAGAUUCAAUUAAUUAUUAAUUUAAAUUAAUUAAAACAAAAAUACCAAGAUUUUUUAUGGAAGAUCUCCUGGAUCGAAUGACGAAGACAAAGGCGGCAAAAAUAGGCUAAUCCAUAGGUAAGCUGAUUGAAGUGGAGUUUAACGCCUCUGCACAUCUUAUUCACGAAGAAAAGGCAGCGAGCGGUUUUUCGCUCCCAUCGAAGAGAAGCAAAUGAAAUGCUUUCAUAAAAAUUCUCGUAGAAUCGAGAAUGAAGUUUUCAUUCUGUACAUGCCAGAUCAUGAAUUAGUAACUGCAUCCAACCCAAUUUGUAUUUGAAUUCCUUUUGUAUCUGUCUGUUCUGUUAAUUCAAUAGCUUUUUCAUUGCUUUGCGAAAUGAAACUCUAUGAUGAUACACGAGGAAUCUUUUUAUGGCGGUUCUUCCUUCUAAUGACCGGCAUAUCUAUGAUUCUUUUCUUCCAGAUGAAGCAGCAGGCAUCGGUCCGUAGAACCUAAGGCACACUCACUUUAUUGGCCUAGCGAUGGACCCACCUUAACUAAUAGAUGCUAGUUGAGGGCGUUGAUUGAUCACGAACGGGAGCCCUGUCUUCGCAAGCAUGAAGAGAUAUAUACCUUUAUUUAUUGUUAUUAAAGAGUUUUUCAAAACAAAAAAAAAUCUUUAUCCCCCAACUCCGAGGGAGAGGAGGGGAAUAUGUUCGACCGUAGGAAGAAGGUGCGAAGUUGCUCGCAUUUGAAUUAGAACAAGAAGGAGCGAGUGGACAGAGCGAGCUUUGGAUUUUAGUCGAGAGAACAAUUGAGGAUGGCGAACCAACUUUUUUUAUAUACGGGAAUAUAUUUUUUAGUUCUUUUUAUGAUCUUUCGUACGAACUACCCCAUCCUGUACUGGAUCUUCGUUCAAUCCUCUUCUUUUCUUAUUAGGUAUCUGGGCGGCGAUGUUGAUCUUCCUCUAUUCGUAGGGGAGGGAAACACAGCGUUCAUUUCUGAAAUGGACAACUUACCUAUAUCCAUUGGAGGCGACGGAAACGAUGCGGGCUCUUCGAGCCAACCGCUUCCCGAUCUCAACUUACCUAUUGGAGGCGACGGAAACGAUGCGGGCUCUUCGAACGGAAACGAUGCGGGCUCUUCGAGCCAACCGCUUCCCGAUUUCCACUUACCUCCAGCAGCAGCACCUGAGCCGGAGCAAGAACCGAACCCUUACAUCGUCGCCGCCCAGCUACACCAAGAGGAGAUCAGAAGAAAAAACGUAAAGCGGCUUCGCGCUUUUCAGGGCCUGGUAAAUCAUUGGGAAAGGGAGCGGGAACGAGCCAUUCGUCUCGAAAUGGAAAGGUAUGCGAUCGAAUAAAUAGCUCUACGAACGAACGGGUCGGAUCGAAUUGGAAAAUGGAAAGAUUUGUACAAGUUAGACCUUUCGUCACCACUUUGUGGAAAAUCAUUAGGUAUGAAUAUGUUAAGUACCUGUGACUCGAUUGGUGAAAUAGUAUCUCUCUCCGAAAUGACAUGUUUUUUUUACCGCCGCACAAAGAAAUUUUUUUGUUGCGAAUGAACAAGAUAUUGAGGAAUUGUCCAUAUGUAAAAUCAUAAUUCUUAUUAUUUGAAAUUUCUUAUUAUUUAACAUUUAAUUAAUAUUUUUUUGUUGUAUUAGUAUAUUGGUAUUGAAUAAUUCUAUUGAAUAAUAGAAAAAUUAUCUUUCCCUUUUUUUCUGACAUAAAAAAGGAAAGAUAAAAAAUAUUCAAAUUUUCUUUUUGCUUUGACCUACGAAGGAGUGCGGUUCGUUCGAAAAAUUCCUACCUCUCUAUCUAUCUCUGAGAUGCUUGGAUUUUUCAAAACUCCAUAGACAUGCAGAAGAGAAAGACUAUCCCCACUCGGACCAAGACAUAGCUUUUACUUGCUCAAAUAACAAUUAAGGUGAAGCAGGGUCAGGAACAACGAAGGUCUCUUUAUGAUAAACAGAUUCAUUUUGCAAGCUUCUACUAUUACUAACUAUCAAGAGUUUUCCUUUUAGUCUUCUAGGAAAUAGGUGAGACAACUCAAUGGAUUGGUGGUUGAGUCCAUUAACUUAACCCAACCGGUAGUUAAACCCAAGAGCGAGGCCUUGCAGCAUUUGGAAGAGGAAGGGAGCUCAAGAUAACCUUUUUAGCUUCUAGAAUCUAUUUCUUAGUUCAAGAUCCCUUUUAACUAACUGGAAUCAAAAAAUUAGUAGAUCUGUUCCGCCCAAAAUGGGAAUGGGCUAGGGUUACCUGCUUAUGCGUUCAUAGCGCAAGACUUUACUACUCAAGCUGUGUUAUAUACUCAUCACCAAUAUAUUGCAGGAUUCAUCAUGACAGGAGCUUUUUGCUCACGGAGCUAUAUUUUUUAUUAGAGAUUACAAUCCGGAGCACAAUGAGGAUAAUGUAUUGGCAAGAAUGUUAGAACAUAAAGAAGCUAUCAUAUCCCAUUUAAGUUGGGCCAGCCUCUUUCUGGGAUUCCAUACUUUGGGACUUUAUGUUCAUAAUGAUGUCAUGCUUGCUUUCGGGACUCCGGAAAAACAAAUCUUGAUUGAACUCAUAUUUUCCCAAUGGAUUCAAUCUGCUCAUGGUAAAACUUCAUAUGGCUUCGAUGUAGUAUGAGAUAUGAGGGUAUUCCCGAUUUUAUCUUAUUUAUCACGAGCCCUUUUCAACGUCACAAAAUUUUUUGUUUUCACGCCAUAAGGCUCUUAAUACUCUUUAUGUUAUGAAAGAGUACCAAAAAAAAAUCUACGCUUUUUCAGUAUUUUUUAUUUGAAAAAAAAGAAAAUUUGGGAUUGUUAAAUCACCAAUCAAAUAAAGCAGCGGGGCCACCAUAGUAUUUUGGUUUUUUCACUCCUACCAAGGGAAGGGUGGUUAUUGGACCAUUUACCGAUCUAGGCCCGAUAGACUCUAUAUUUUUCUUUGAUGAAAGGAAAGGUAAAAUUGAAUCUAUUAUGGAGCCGUAUGCAAUACGCAAACAAUGCCUGUACGGUAUUUGCAUUGAUAUCAUUUUUAAGAAUGAUUCUAUUAAUUUCAUGAUAUCAUCAUUUUGAACUAUAGGAUCAAGCUUAGGCAGAAGCCUCUGUUUAUUUAUUAUUCUAAGGGAGGAGAUCAUAUCUAAUAUAUAAAGCCUUGUGAUAGGCUCUUAGUUCGAACUAAUUUCUUCAUAAUAAGAAGCUGGACUAGUUUUAUAGCCCUAAAGAUUAAGUCUAAUGGGGGACUAAGCCAUGACUUUAAGAGAUUGGAAUAGACCUUAGGAAUAGCC